AUGGAGGAGGUCACGGAGGGAGUGAACAAUCUGGCGAUUACGGAGCCGCACAAGAAGAACAGGAUCCAGGUCUCCAACACCAAGAAGCCUCUAUUUUUCUACGUCAACCUCGCCAAGAGGUACAUGCAGCAGCACGAGGAGGUGGAGCUCUCGGCCCUUGGCAUGGCCAUUGCCACUGUGGUUACUGUUGCUGAAAUUCUGAAAAAUAAUGGGCUCGCUGUUGAAAAGAAGAUCAUGACAUCCACAGUUGAUGUCAAGGAUGAUUCAAAGGCCCGCCCUAUUCAGAAAGCCAAGAUCGAAAUAGUGCUGGGCAAGACAGAUAAAUUUGAUGAGCUGAUGGCGGCAGCUGAUGCAGAGAGGGAAGCUGCCGAGGCAGAGGAACAGAGCUAA
Messenger RNA from Miscanthus lutarioriparius, 390 nucleotides. The record is from the annotation of a GenBank genome assembly. Lineage: Eukaryota; Viridiplantae; Streptophyta; Magnoliopsida; Poales; Poaceae.